GUCGGGCUCAAUUGCAUUCCUCUGUGGAUGGCAGUUGCCUGACUCAUCUGCUACUUGCGUCUUUCCUAGCUCAAAAGACCUCUGCAGUUCGGCUAUUCGCAAGUCGGAGAAUUUGGUCCCCUCGGUUAUAUUGACAUCUACAGCACUUGGGGUAGCUUAGGCCAUCAUCGAUUCAUACUUUCCUUCUCUUCUGGCUACUGCAACAGACAGAAAAGAAGUCCUGCCACUAUCUUCUCAUCUGUUUUUCAUUUCCAGCACCUUGCCAGCGGCUCAUGAGAUGAUCACUUGCAUCUCGGCACAGUACAGCUCACGUUACGCCUCGUUGCUUUUUCUAUCGACGUCAUUCUAAGCUGCCCAUUCAUUCCGUUUUGAAUUAAUGCGGCCAAGGUUCACCAUGGUCUCGAGUCCGUUUCUUGUAGCGCCUAUCCGCGCAUCCGGGCAAUAUUGUCCCCGCCUAUUAAAUGGGAUGAAAUCCAUCCCCAUUGCCCAUGGCUCUGCCGUGCGGACAAGUUGGCAAGGGGUUCGGCCAGUUGAGUCAUGCUACUCUUCGAUGUUUACAUUAGCUAGACCUUCGCGCUCCUUGCAGCACCGACCAUUGGCGAAGAACGCAUUGACCUGCACCGGGGCAUUAUCCCCUUGGGUACAGGGAUUUCAUCAGCAGAAGAUGCUGUUGGAGGAUAAGAAGGAAUCGGAUCAGCAGGCUCCUAGUGGCUCUAAACCAGACCCCAAAAAGUCGCCAAUUCUCUCCAGGAUACCGCGACCCACCACCCAUGAGAACAUCUACACCGUGCCCAACAUUCUCACUUUCUCUCGUUUGGUCGCUGCUCCCUUAGUGGGGUACUUUUUGGUACACGACCACCAUGCGGCAGCACUGGGUCUCUUUGCAUAUGCUGGCAUCACAGAUCUCGUUGAUGGUUAUAUUGCACGGCGCUAUAACCUCCAGACGGUAGUCGGCACGAUCAUCGACCCAAUGGCUGAUAAAUUACUGAUGACCAUCGGUGUCGCUUGUUUGGCAGUCAAUGGGUCCAUCCCUGUUUGGCUUGCGGUCAUCAUCCUAGGUCGAGACAUUGGUCUCGCCUUGUCUGCUAUAUAUUAUCGCUGGAUCUCUCUUCCGCCACCCAAGACCAUGGCCCGGUACUGGGACUUCUCUUUGCCAUCUGCAGAAGUGAAGCCCACGGAAAUCUCGAAGAUCAACACGGCCCUGCAGCUUCUGCUUGUUGGCAGUGCCAUCGCUAUGCCUGUGGUUCCGGAGGCAUUCCUUGAUGCAUGGCACCUGAAGGAGGCAAUGACCGCUUUCCAGUACCUCGUUGCCGCAACGACCCUCUGGUCCGGCCUGAGCUACGUCUUCUCCCGAAAUGCCGUGAAAAUUCUCACCAAGGAAGAAAUCCAGAAGCGCAUUGCCAGAGCCAGCGCGAACAAAAAGUCUUCAUAGAUUAUCGAGUCCGAGUUGUACAGUACCAUGUGUAUAUAGACUGCCACGGCACACCCAGCAUAGCAUACUGAUCGG
This is a messenger RNA of Aspergillus steynii IBT 23096, 1507 nucleotides long. Its product is annotated as cardiolipin synthase. NCBI's taxonomy places the organism in Eukaryota, Fungi, Ascomycota, Eurotiomycetes, Eurotiales, Aspergillaceae. Gene Ontology annotation, molecular function: cardiolipin synthase activity. Gene Ontology annotation, biological process: cardiolipin biosynthetic process. Gene Ontology annotation, cellular component: mitochondrion; membrane. The record is from RefSeq and is a predicted model, not a curated record. The transcript has 5 exons. The coding region runs from base 377 to 1432 and encodes 351 amino acids.